This is a messenger RNA of Fulmarus glacialis (Northern fulmar), 1308 nucleotides long. RefSeq names its product solute carrier family 22 member 6-A-like. Gene Ontology annotation, molecular function: transmembrane transporter activity. Lineage: Eukaryota; Metazoa; Chordata; Aves; Procellariiformes; Procellariidae. Gene Ontology annotation, biological process: transmembrane transport. The record is from RefSeq and is a predicted model, not a curated record. Gene Ontology annotation, cellular component: membrane.
CUCGUCUGCAGCUACCGGCAGCUCCGGCAGAUGGCCCAGUCCAUCUACAUGGCUGGGGUCCUGGUGGGCGCCCUGGUCCUGGGGGGCCUCUCGGACAGGUUUGGGCGCAAGGCCAUGUUGAUGUGGUCCUACCUGCAGCUGGGGGUGAUGGGGACGUGCACGGCCUUCGCCCCCAACUACGCGUCCUACUGCGUCUUCCGCUUCGCCGGUGGCAUGGCCCUCUCCGGCUUCGGCCUCAGCAUCGCCUGCCUGGUGGUGGAGUGGAUCCCCACGCCCUACCGCGCCAUCACCGUGGCCAUCACCGGCUUCGCCUACACCCUGGGCCAGAUCCUGGCCUACGCUGUCCCCCACUGGCGCUGGCUCCAGCUCACCGUCUCUCUGCCCUUCUUCGUCUUCCUCCUCUACUCCUGGUGGUUGGCUGAGUCCGCCCGUUGGCUGGUGCUCUCGGGGAAGGCCGAGAGGGCCGUGAAGGUCCUGCAGCGAGUGGCCAGGAUUAACAAGAGGAAGGAGGAAGGAGAGAAGAUCACGGUGGAGAUCCUGAGGUCCAACAUGAAGGAGGAAUUGGCUGGUCUGAAGUCCUCCUACACCAUCUCCGACCUGGUCCGGACCCCAGUCAUCCGCCACAUCUUCUUCUGCCUCUCCAUCGUCUGGUUCUCCAUCAGUUUCUCCUACUAUGGGCUGGCCAUGGAUCUGCAAAACUUUGGUGUCAGCAUUUACCUCAUCCAGGUGAUUUUCGGCGCCGUUGACUUCCCGGCCAAAGUGGUGGUGACCAUCUCCCUGAGCUACAUCGGCCGGCGGGUCUCACUCAUGGUGGCCCUCUUCUUGGCAGGGCUGGUCAUCAUUGCCAACAUCUUUGUCUCCACAGAGCUGCAGACGGUGCGCACGGCGCUGGCCGUCAUCGGCAAGGGUUGCCUCUCCGCCUCCUUCAACUGCGUCUUCCUCUACACCACCGAGCUCUACCCCACUCCCAUCAGGCAGACCGGGCUGGGCUUUGGCAGCACCAUGGCCCGAGUGGGUGGCAUCGUGGCACCGCUGGUGAAGAUGAUGGAUGAGUACUACCCCUUCUUGCCCCCUGCGGUCUACGGGGUGGCCCCCGUGGUGGCGGCCGUGGCGGCCGGCUUCCUCCCGGAGACCCUCAACAUGCCGCUGCCCGACACCAUUGAGGAGGUGGAGAGCAGGUGGGCAUGGGGAGGGAGGGCCAAAGGGACGGGUGGAGGGAUGGACUGGGCCAAACGGAAGAAGACGGAUGACCCCAAAGAGAAGAUCCCCCUCCAGCCCCAGGACAAGGCCCCACAGAAGGAGGCCUGA